AUAAGUAGGUGAAAGGUGAAUGAACUCUCCGUUGUAAACAAACUGCAUUUAAGUCUGGCCCUUUGGUCCAUGAAAAUUAGCCGUCACCGCAGUGCAUGGUUAAGUCCAGAAAGCAGACUUCAUGUGUGUAAAGCAUGGUGGUGGUUGGUUUAGCACUGCGGUUGUGAUCCACUCGGUCUUCGGCUACUGUGUGGAAAAGGGAACAGUGAAGUGUGUUUCAUCGGGCCCCAGAAAGAGAACGUUGAGUCAUGGCCAAAAGCAAGUUCGAGUACGUCCGUCAGUUCGAGGAGGUUGACAAGCUGCUACCGAAUUGUUGGAUUGUGAUGCGUCUCGAUGGCAGAGGUUUUCACAAAUUUGCUGAUGCCCAUCAUUUCACCAAGCCGAACGACACCAGGGGACUGGGGCUGAUGAACUUCUGUGCAGCAUGUGUGAUGGAGGAAUUCAAGGACGUCGUCCUUGCCUAUGGGCAGAGUGAUGAGUAUAGCUUUGUGUUCCGCAGAGAAACAACACAGUUCAGCAGGAGAGCAAGCAAGCUGAUGACCAACAUGGUCUCCCUCUUCUCAUCUUGUUUUGUGUUCCACUGGAGUAAAUAUUUCCCAGACCAACAACUGCUGUAUCCCCCAGCCUUCGAUGGCCGCAUUGUGUUGUAUCCUAGCAACCAGAACCUCCGAGACUACCUCAGUUGGAGACAGGCAGAUUGCCAUAUCAACAACUUGUACAACACCUGUUUCUGGAAACUGGUUCAAGAGGGCGGACUGACCAAUACGCAAGCUGAGGAGAGACUUAGAGGGACUUUUUCAUCAGACAAGAAUGAGCUUUUGUUUUCGGACUUUGGGAUUAACUACAACAAUGAACCUGAAUGGUUCCGCAAAGGAAGCGUGCUGAUUUGGAAAACAGUGGAUGAGGUGACAGUGAAUCGAUGCAAGAGCAAAGAAACGGACGAGGAGAUCGAACGGGAGGUUGUCCGGAAACGACGGAAAGUGGAGUUGCUUCACACUGACAUCAUUGGAGAGGAGUUCUGGACCGAUCGCCCCGAGAUUCUUGCCAAAAGUUGAUGUCUGCCGGACCAAUUAUUACUGCUACUUGAAGAUAAUUCUAGAAAUGAAACUAACGAUGCUUCAAAAGCACCUGUGGAACUGUAGCUAGGACUGAAGAAGGCAGCCUGUGGAAAGAAGACAAUUAAGAAAAGCUGGGACCAAGAGGUGGUGGAAAAGGAAAAUCUCAGAUAAAUAUUCUUUGGAAAAUCAUGGCAUCAGGUGGAGACCGAAAAUCCAACUGACAUGUCGGCCUGGGUUCGAAGGAUUACUUGCAAGUGUCAAUAUGAUGUUGUACAUGUAGUUCCCUGAGACCUGAAGAAAUCAAUGGCCUGAAGACUAUGAAAAAAAAUGUUCAGAUUUUAUAGAGGUUAGUAUUUUAAGGAAACCCCGGCAUUCAGUGCAAGGGACUGAAAACCCAAUCCACAUGUCAACCUUGGUAGGAAUGAACCCAGGACAUAGACUGGAAGUAAGGAAGGCAAGGAAAGAUCCACUAAGCCAACCGGACUCCCAGCAUGGGAAAAGUGUGAAAAAUAUCUCAUAUUCUCUGCUUCCUCAAAGUUCUUGAUCUGUUCACAUUUAUCCAGCAACAAUCAUCCCAGCUUUGGCGGUGGGAUUUAUCAACACGUGUUCUGUCACGUCAUUUCAAUCACAACCAAAAGUCACGAGCAGGAACUACAAAUUUGGAUUUCAAAUAAAAAAAGUUUCAACUUACACGUACUAGUUUUCACUGUUUUAUUUCAGUGUUCUGAGACAAUCCAUGUAUACGUAUAUUAUACCAGGAGUUAAUUUCACUUAAAGAAACAAUUGCUACAUUUGUACCAAUACAUAUCAAGCAGUAUUUCUAGUACUGAUAAUUUAGUUAUACUGUAAACCAAGCUUGUGCACCUCAAGAAGCAGAAACAACUGCUUGAUUU
Patiria miniata (bat star) is the source of this 1951-nucleotide messenger RNA. It is a transcript of the gene thg1l, whose product is annotated as probable tRNA(His) guanylyltransferase. Gene Ontology annotation, biological process: tRNA modification. The record is from RefSeq and is a predicted model, not a curated record. The transcript is spliced from 6 exons. NCBI's taxonomy places the organism in Eukaryota, Metazoa, Echinodermata, Asteroidea, Valvatida, Asterinidae. Bases 249 to 1055 code for a protein of 268 amino acids. Gene Ontology annotation, molecular function: magnesium ion binding; tRNA guanylyltransferase activity.